GGCACUGUGGGAUGACAGCGGACUCUGGCUGACAAGUAAGCCCUUGCCACAGCUAGGCAGAGAGCAUUGAGCUCGAGCUGGAGGAGGAAGAGGAGGAGGAGGAGGAGGGGGAAAGGAGGAAGAGAGGCACAAGGGGCAGUUCCCCCACCCUGGUGGCAUCAUGCCCCUUGCCACAGCCAGAGUGACCAGGCGGCUGGUUCAAGGGGUCACGGCCAAAAGAGCGGCAGUGGCACUGCUGGUGGCGGCGUAUGGCGCCAAGAAGUUGUACCCAAUCUUGCGACGGCAGUGGGCUACCUCUGACCUCCGGGUGAACUCUAACCCAACAGGAAACUCCAAGUGCGGGGCACCCGAUGAGGCGACGGCAUCCCCACCUGGCGUGAACAAGGUGUUCUUCCUCCGCCUCUUGCGCCUGCUGCGGCUGUUGUUCCCUGGGCCGCUGUGCCGGGAAACGGGGCUCCUGGCUUUGCAUUCCGCUGCUCUGGCCAGCCGCACUUUCCUCUCGGUGUACGUGGCCCAGCUGGACGGGCGUUUGGCCCGCUGCAUCGUCCGCAAGAACCCGCACGACUUUACGUGGCAGCUUCUCCAGUGGGUCCUCAUUGCCCUCCCGGCCACCUUUGUCAACAGUGCCAUUCGGUACCUAGAGGGGCAGCUGAGUCUGGCCUUCCGUGGACGCUUGGUGGACCAUGCCUACCAGCUCUACUUUGAGGGCCAGACCUAUUACCGGGUCAGCAAUAUGGAUGGACGCCUGCGCAACCCAGACCAGUCUCUCACAGAAGAUCUGGUGGCCUUCGCCAACUCCGUGGCCCACCUCUACUCAAACCUCACCAAGCCGGUGCUUGAUCUUGUUGUGACUUCCUAUACCCUGCUCAGUUCAGCCAGAUCAAAGGGAGCUGACACAGCCUGGCCCUCGGUUAUUGCCGGAAUGGUGGUUGGCAUCACUGCCAAGGUGCUGCGUGACUGUUCGCCAAAGUUUGGCCAGCUGGUGGCUGAGGAGGCACGGCGGAAAGGGGAGCUUCGCUACAUGCAUUCCCGGGUGGUGGCCAACUCCGAAGAGAUUGCCUUCUAUGGGGGGCACAAGGUGGAGCUGUCCCUUCUAUGGCACUGUUAUCGCAACCUGGCCUCCCAGAUCAACGUGCUGCUCCUAGAACGGCUAUGGUACGUCAUGCUGGAGCAGUUCCUCAUGAAGUACGUGUGGAGUGCUGCUGGGCUGGUCAUGGUGGCGGUGCCCAUCAUCACCGCCACUGGCUACUCUGAGUCAGACUCAGAGGCGGUGAAGCAAGCUGCACUGGAAAUGGAGGAGAAAGAGCUGGUGAGCUUGAGAACCGAAGCCUUCACCACAGCCCGGAAUCUGCUGACUGCAGCAGCGGACGCUGCGGAGAGGGUCAUCUCUUCCUACAAAGAGGUGACCGAGCUGGCAGGGUACACCGCUCGCGUAUACGAGAUGUUCCAAGUGUUUGAGGAUGUGAAAUCCUGCAACUUCCGGCGUCCUGGAGAGCUCGAGGAGGGGCAGGCACGUGCUGGGGCAGUGAUGAGGCAUGGUGUACGUGUAGAGGGACCGCUCCAGAUACAAGGGCGUGUGGUUGAUGUUGAUAGUGGAAUUAUCUGUGAAAACAUCCCCAUCAUCACUCCCACCGGAGAUGUGGUGGUCACCAGGCUCAACAUCCGGGUGGAAGAGGGCAUGCACCUGCUGAUCACAGGCCCGAAUGGCUGUGGGAAAAGCUCCCUGUUCCGCAUCUUGGGGGGCCUCUGGCCGACGUAUGAAGGCAUCCUCUACAAACCACCCCCCCAUCGUAUGUUCUACAUUCCACAGAGGCCAUACAUGUCUGUGGGGACCCUGAGGGACCAGGUGAUCUACCCAGACACGGCAGAGGACAUGGCGGAGAAAGGACAGACAGAAGCUGACCUGGAGCAGAUCCUGGGCAUUGUCAACCUCAACUACAUUGUGCAGCGGGAGGGAGGCUGGGAAGCCGUCAGCGACUGGAAGGAUGUGCUUUCAGGUGGCGAGAAGCAACGAAUGGGGAUGGCCCGGAUGUUCUAUCACAGGCCAAAGUACGCCCUCCUGGAUGAAUGCACCAGCGCGGUCAGCAUCGACGUAGAAGGCAAGAUCUUCCAAGCUGCGAAGGAUGCUGGGAUAGCCCUGCUCUCGAUUACCCACCGGCCUUCGCUAUGGAAGUACCACACCCACCUGCUCCAGUUUGACGGGGAGGGCGGCUGGCGCUUUGAGAAGCUGGACCCAGCAGCCCGUCUCUCCCUGCGGGAGGAGAAGCAGCGCCUGGAGCAGCAGCUGGCCGGAGUCCCCGAAAUGCAGCACCGUCUCAGCGAACUUUGCCAGAUCCUGGGCGAAAACGCAGUCCCUGAGGUGGGCGGGCUCUGAGGACCGGGCCCUCUUCGACAUCCCCUCCCUGCUCCUGCCACAGCUCGGCCAGAGGGAUCCUGGCUGCUCCCUUCUCCUCUCAGGAGGGCCCCAGCUGUCGUCCAGGCGAAAGAAGGAGUCAUGAAGGAGUCGUUCCGUUUCUCCCUGCUGGGGCACCAUGUCUUUCUGGCACCCACUUAUUGUGCACUUGGUAACCUUCCUUGACUUCCCUGCCUCAGUUUAGGGUUGGAAGGAGGGAAGGUGGGGUCUGGCCCCGUCCUGUCAAGCAUCUCUGAAGUCUGCCCUCCUCCGUGGAAGAUGGACUUCCCAUACACACAGUGCCUGAAUACCCCAAGAUAGCAACUCCAACGCUCCUCACUGCUGUGAGUGGUGUUGCCCACUGCCAGUUUCUGUCCUCCGUAUCCACUGACGUUUGGGGGCAAGUUCCCAGCGGGGGCAGCCGGCGCCAGUGCCGCCCCACAGGCCCAGGAGCUUCAGCUGGGCCAAUUGUCGCCUUUCUUCACAAAACAGCCGCACAAUGUUGGAUGUGAACCGAAGCCAUGAAUGUAGCUUUUGCAACUCUCUUCCCCCCUUCCUUUUUUUGGGCCACAGCUGAGCAGCCAUGGUUGGCUGCAACCCUGACCCCCUGGAGCCCAACUGGAGGAAGGCCUGCUUCCUGCUCUGGAUUGGCACUCAGGUGGAACGACCCACAGGGGCAGCAAGUUUAGAACUUCACAUUCUAGGCCAGUUGUUUUUCACCGCCUCCUGUGAAACCCUGGCCUUCCUCAGAGGCUUACAAGGAGUUCUUCAGUGAGAAGAUGGGUGAUGCUGAGCAGGCUGCCUAAAAGACCUCAUGUCCAUGACGGACUGACCUUCCACGGCUGUGUUGGGAUUUGGGGCUCAUUCUUGAGUACCCUCGACUGGUGCUGUGGCUCAUAGGUCUGCCCGGUGCCCUGUACAAACAGAGGGUGCGCCCUACAAUACAUCCCAGAAUCCUUUGCACUGCGCAGAGAUCCCAGAGCUGACACUCAGUGGUUCUCCCACAGAUAAACUGAAGUGGAAAAGGUUCCCUGAGGAAGGAAGUUUUGAAUAUUGCUGUUUGAAGCUAACUUGGCACCCCCUUGGGUGCCACAGAGCUGCACUUAGAAUAUAAAGCCCUUCCUGAGGCCUUCUCCACAUGUCUUCUAAUACCUGGCAACACCUUCACUUUUUGGAGGAAAUUCUCCUUAAUUUGAGGGAGAUUGCAGUAAUCCCACUGACAUUGCCAAAACUGAUACCGGGGUGGGUGGGGAGGGAGUGCCAUAGGAAGGCCACCACAGAAUGCCCUGUGGUUUUACCUUAUAACAUUUUCUACUGGAAUCUAUUGACUUGAUUUAAACACACCUCACCCUUCCAGGUUCGUUUCCCUUAAAAUAUGUAAGGGGGUACAGGAAAGCUCCAGGGGUCAUUUCCCCCCCCCCCCAUUCAAUUCAACCAGGACAUAUAGACUUAUUUUUGUAUACAAACAACGGGGCCUCUGCCAAUGCCGCUGCGUUGUUUCAGCAUUGCAGCCUGCCUCCGCAUAAGGAGGAGCACGGAAACCCAGGCCUCUUUACCUCUUGCCGCUGUGUGAUGUGAUUGAGAGAGAGGGCCCGGGCAGGAAAAGGAUCAGCCAGGUUACCUUUUGUAAGAUCUGGAGUGGAUGGUGGCCCUCCACUGCAGUGAUGCCAGUGUUGGUCUGCACACACAGGCUUCUAAUUUCACAAAGCAAACAAAAAAACUGAGCCCUCUUGUAAUUACUCAUGAAGGUAGAUUCUCUUGUUAUUUUUGUUUAAAGACUCACUGCCAGUUGUGUUUUGUGUAUGAAAUUACAGACCAGCAAGCUAGCAGAAAUGUGUGCUCAGCCGUGCUUUUAAAUGAGCAUCAGCUACAGCCAUCACAGAGAAUGUUUCAAAAUCCUAAGCUGCCCCCUUUUCUAGCUAGGGUCAGGCUUUGACUUAGACCCUGCAGAACACUUUUUGUUCUGCAUUCCUCUGUCCCUUCUCUCCUCUCUGCAGUUUCGCAUAGGUGUUUCCUUUCUCUCUCCUGACCUGCCCUUCCCACUUUUGCCGCAGUUUCUGAGCGUGCUUCAUUCUGGCACCCUCCCCUCCACCCUGCGCCACAUUUUCCUGAGACAGAGAAGAAGCCUGGUUGUGUAGCAGAAAGAAGCCAACUGCUAGCCCAUUUCCCCUCUCUAGUGAACCUUCUUGCACUGCCCUGUGCUCCUGCAUCACACCAAGCCCUGGUGCUUGACAACCAGGCAGACUGGCAUCCAUACCCGACAUACAUGGGCUAAUGGCUGCUUUGCCCUCCCAUUUGUGAAUUUACUUGGCAGCUGCAGCCAGUCUGGGAAGCUGGCCACUGCAUGAAAUUUCCCACAGUUGUUCCAGAGUGUCUGACUUAGCAUUGCUCCAGGGCAUUGUGGGAACUUAACAUCCCUGGGUGACACCCCAGACCCAGCCACAGAUGCCAGGUAAGCCUCUAGUUGAAAGGCCCUGCAAGGAGCCUCUCACUAGGUGCCCUUUCAAACCUGGUCUCGGCCUGAGACCUCUGUUGUUGUUUUUGCAGUCCCAGGCAAGCAAGCAAAACCAGGAGUGUUUAUCACUCACCUGAGCAAUAGUCACCAUGGGCUGCAUUCAGCCUAGCAGCUUACAAGUUGUGCAGGCUCAAUCUGCUUGGUGCUCCCCGUUAAAUCUGGCACCCUACUUUGCCGACAGGUGAGCCAUCCCUAAUUGGGAGAGAUGUGUCGUUCCUGAAACAGCACAUUGCCUCUGGAGGAGUUAAGAUGUCAGCAAGGAAAGUGGAUACAUGCAAUGCAUAUGUGCGUGCAAAGAGACUCGCUGCCCAGUCCUGUCACAUUCAUAGGGAGAUCACAGUAGCCAAGGCAUGUUCAGAUCUUUGAGUCGCCGGAGGUUCUUGACAGUGCCUCUGUCCAAGUUUGGCAAGGAUUGAGCCACAAGGCACCACCAUUAAUGUUAAACUUGCUGACACACAGCGGAGCGUGUUAAACCUUGAGCCUGUUAGCUCAUUGUAGGGCCCUGCUUCUUAGUUUGCGGCCAGGGGCCACUUCGGGCACUGCUGGAUCUGUCCAAGCAAGCCUUUGCCACUUCUCCUCCCUCUGCUCAUGCAGUUCCUCCCACACCUUUCUCUAUUGUUUGCAGGGACUGCUGGUGCCGUGGUCCCUGCUGGCCCAAUACUCCUACGUAAAGAAACACAGACAGCCCCGUAAGACUGGCUACCAGUUGCCGGUUCAGUUGCAGUUUUGCUUCCUUCAUGUGGGCAAUCACGGAAUUAAACUCAAGGACAUUAUAAGAAGCACAGGGGCCAAGUCUCCAGCCAAUUUCGGCUCUGGGAGCCCCACCCAAGCCACCAUAACCGAACAUUUUUGAGUGCCACAUUUGGUUCAGAUCCACCACAGCUUGCAAGGAGCUCUCAUAUUUUUAAAUAACCCCUCUCUCUCUCUCUCUCUCUCUCUCUCUCUCUCUCUCACACACACACACACACACACACACACACACACACACACAAAAUCAAAGGAAGGUGGAAACCUCCCUGCACAUUUCAAAACACAGCAGAGAGAGGGAGAACUUGAGCCAGAGCUUUUCUCCCUGGUGUGCUAGUUUUCUACUUGCAGGGAGACUGUACAUGUGAACAUUCAAAACUAGUGUCUUCCCCACCUGCAGUUUGAAGUAGUACAGCUGCAAGUGUAGAUCAAGCUGUUGGUUUCUCAAAAGCAGAGAGAAAACCAUAUCCACGUUGCUCCUUCCGCAGGCUUUGAACAGGGAAUGUGACAGUUCAGGCUGGUGAUUUCUCUCUGACCCCCGCCAGCAGCGUCUUGCAUUAGCUGCCAUUGCCAGAGGGAGUCAUAGCAGCUUGUGUCCUCCAUUGAUUCAGAUCCUGUCAUUUCAUUCCUGGUCUCCAAACGAACAAGUUAAGUCAAGCCCUUUACAGGUAUGCACAGACCUAGACCCAGGCCCUGCCAGAGUGAAAUCUUUGCAUUUGCCCGUUCUAGAACAGCUCUGCAAUUCUAUAAACACACGAGAGCAGACAGAACUUCUGAAAUGAGUUUAAGAUGCCGAUACCCUUGGGAGAAGAGGGUUCAACUUUUUUUGGUCUUCUCUUAUUGUAUAAUUCGCUAAUUUAAUUGCAGAGUGUCUGGGUGUUCCGUCAGAUAUUUUCAAACAUACUUUGUGAAUCCUUUUUUGGGGGGGGGCAUCUUUUUAGCCUGCCAUCCACUGUAUGAAACCCCAAACGAGCAAACAAUGCAAUUUUAUUGCUUUUGACUGGGGGAGAAAGCCAAAGAAUGUGCCACGGAGAUUGAGUGUGUGUGUCAAAAUUUAAGACUCUCGUAGUGGUAUGAUGCUGUACCCCCAUCUGCUGGCUCUGAUGUCAGAAUUUUACAAACUAUGCAACAAAGACUUCCUUUCUCUGCUGUUUUGUACGUGCAGAACUGCCACCCCAGCCCACCCCUUUCUCCUAUCCUCACAGUGCCUUUUACGCUGGCAAAGGCCAGGUUUAUUCAGAUGAUGACAAUAAAAUAUUAUAGAUCACAAACA
Molecule: messenger RNA, 6927 nt
Organism: Elgaria multicarinata webbii
Lineage: Eukaryota; Metazoa; Chordata; Lepidosauria; Squamata; Anguidae
Gene: ABCD1
Product: ATP binding cassette subfamily D member 1
Exons: 10
Coding region: 161-2374 (737 amino acids)
Biological process (GO): very long-chain fatty acid catabolic process; long-chain fatty acid import into peroxisome; peroxisome organization
Cellular component (GO): peroxisomal membrane
Molecular function (GO): long-chain fatty acid transmembrane transporter activity; ATP binding; ATP hydrolysis activity
Source: RefSeq, a predicted model, not a curated record